UCUAGCACAGUCUUUCUCCUCCCUGCUGGUACUCCCUAUCGGUGGACGCGCGGGCGCGCGCUUGCGCCUGUGUGCGCGUCGUGCGCGUAUCUGCCCCGAGUCCGCGCCUCGACUUGCUGACAUGGCGUCCUAGCGCUGCACGGGCCAAGUCGCACGUCCUCGGUGGAGAGGCUCUCAACCCCGUCGUCGUCGUCGUCGUCGUCGUCGUCGUCGUCAUCGCCGCCGUCGUCGUCGUCGUCGAAUCGAGUGCAUCACGAGGAUGCCAAGGGGGCGAGACACGAUCGGACGUCUCCUUGCCGCUUCAUCCCUUUUUCGCCCUACUUUUACCCCCUCCCCUUCUGUUCGAAGUAGUUUCCACCAUUCCUCUCCUCCACCUCCCUUUUCGUCCAGCUCGCUCACUCUUUCCCUCUCCCUAUCCCUCUCUCUAUCCCUCUCUCUAUGGCACAGUCGAACAGGAUGCUAUUUUCUUACAAUUCUACGAGUCUACCUUCGUUCUGCCAACCUCGCUUAUAUUCGUCGACAUAUACGCAUGCGCGCUCCUCGUUUGCGCGAUCGCGCGUGGCACUCCAAAGGGUUAAUCUUGAGAGGAAAGGAAAGUGGUAGUAGGAUGAAGGAGAUUGUUGCGGGGUAAGGGGAUGUAAAAGAGAUAGAGAAAGAGGAAAGGAUUGAGAAAAAGAGAGAGGGCGUUCUGCUAAAAAGUAGAAGGGGAAAAGAGAAGAAAAGAGAGCGUAAGCACAGGGCGGAAAAGAGGUUAGUUUCGCGCUUCUUAGAAAAGGAUCAUUGAACGAGUCAAGGCGGGCGCGAGAAAGAAAAAGAGAGGGAGAGGGAAAGGGUACUACGUGGCUUAUCGAGGCGCAUCGACAGCAACGUGCAUCGACGUGGAUUUUCACUCGGUACCAAGAGAGGGUUGCGUAAAUCUUUUCCUCUGCCCGCUCUCUUUUCGUCCCCUUAUCGCUAUUUCUCCCUCCCUCAAUCGUCCUUCCGUCAUAUAACACAUACACAGAGAAAACGAGAGAGAGAGAGAGAGAGAAAGAAAGAAAGAAAGAGUAAAAUAUACAUAACAUACACUCAGCAGGCAGUGAGCAGCAGAAACGCAUGCACGCACGCACGGCAUCGUACGGUGUGGCACGGUUGGUAGAUAGUACCGUCCAUAGGCGCCGAUACGCCCCGGGGUGUCCAGUGAGCCUUGCUUGCUUGCCUCUCUUCGACUUCCUUCGACUCUUUUCGAGUUGAGCCGCCGAACGGAACCGAAUCUGUACGAAUAAUACCGAAUUGCACCGAAGUAAAGUCGAAUAAAAUCGUGUUGAGUCGGAAGGAUUCGAGUGAAAUCGUGUCGUCGUCGUCGUCGUCGUCGCCGUCUUCGUCAUUUCGCCUUCCCUCCCCUUUUUUGAACCCGCUCACCCGUCCGUCGUCCAUCCUCCCUCUAGUGUUCAUUGAGCCACACACGCUUGCUAGUGUUCAGCUCGUGGUUGGAGUCUUCCUUCGUGGGAGAACGUUGUUGUCGCGCUUUUCUAUUUCUCCCUCUCUAUCCUUAUAUAUCUCUCUUUCUCACUCUUUUUAUAUUUCUUAUUUGCUGCUACCCUUUUCCUGGAUUACGCAUUUACUCAUUAUAAGAAAGAGAGAAAAAACAUUGUGCCACGCGGUUUCCUCACUAUCCGUCCAUCUUCUUAUAUCCUUCUAGCGCUUUCCUCAUAUACCCCUACCACCAUCAUCAUCACCACCACCACCGCCACCACCACUACACUACCACCGUUACCACUACCACCGCUACCACUACCACCACUAACACCAUAUCAUCACCACACCGUCCAUAACAGGUGAGUCGACUACGAAUCUUCAUCGUUGGUCGUCUCUUUUCGUGCCGUUUUAACCACCGCGCAUAUCCUGGCUUGUCUUCUGAAAGUUAUGCCCUGAAUGUUUGUUAUUGUGUGAUGAAAUAAGGAUAAGAAAAGGACAAAAAACAAAAAAGAAAAUCAAAUUUAAAGUUGUGUGAUAUGUGCCAAUAUGAGGAUGUCGUUAAUAACGACGACGAUAAUUAAAGUGUUAUUCGUUUGUGAUGGACGGACGAAAAAGUGAGCCAAAAAGGCAGCUGAGAAAGAAGGUCGCGAGGGGAUAAGGCAUGAUAUAUCGUGGCCGAUGAAGAAAAGAAUACAUAUACGAGUGAGAGAAAGAGUGAGUGCCUUCGUCAGGGAAGGCGAGAAUAAUCGGCGACGAGGUGGUAGUAGCACCAGCAGAUUAGCAGCAGCAGCUAUAGCAAAAGCAACGAUAGUAGUAGCAGCAGCAGCAGCGCCGGCGGCAGCGCAGCAGCAGCAGCAAGCGACAUAAGAACAAAAAUUAACACCAGGUCUGAUGUUAGCGGAUAUUAACGGUAGCCUGGCGGACCUGAGAAGCGAAGCGAUGGCGUCGCAGAGAUUUUGUCUGCGCUGGAACAACCAUCAGAGCAAUUUACUUUCCGUUUUUGAUCAAUUGCUUCAUGACGAAUCUUUCGUUGACGUUACACUGGCCGUCGAGGGUCAGUUGCUUAGGGCCCAUAAAAUGGUCUUAUCGGCGUGCAGUCCUUACUUUCAGGCCCUAUUCGUUGGUCAUCCCGAUAAGCACCCGAUAGUCAUUUUAAAGGACGUCCCAUACGUAGACAUGAGAAGUCUUCUAGACUUCAUGUAUCGCGGUGAAGUGAGCGUCGAUCAGGAUAGGCUAACAGCCUUCCUGAGGGUUGCGGAAUCUUUAAGGAUAAAGGGCCUGACAGAAGUGAACGAGGACAAAUGCGACUUGCCCAGCAUCACGUCAUCACUUCUUGGCAAUCAAAACACAGUACCUCCACCACCUCCGAACCUUCACCGAAUAAACCAAAUUGGACCUCACCAUCAUGUAUCUCAAAAGAGGUUCCAUCAUAUGUCGAGCCAUCCGUUACUUGGUUCAGCGUUAACAGCGCCAAAGAGGAAAAGGGGUAGGCCGAGGAAGUUAAGCGGCUCCUCGGACACACCAAUUGGCGAGGCUAGUACCGGACAAGAUCUACAAUCUUGCUCGAGUACCGAUCUUGUACAAGGUUCACCCGAGAUGAUGGAGAUGAAAAUGGGCAUAGAUUUCCAGAGUGAGACUACUGGUAAUAAUAGGAGUGGUUCUUCGACCGGUAACAAUGUCAACAGCAACAACAUCGGUAAUUCGGCCUCGGCGGCGGCCAAUUUGGCUGCCAGUUCGUUGUCAUCCUCGAGAAAGGACGAACCUACGGAAAAUGGUACAGAGACCCAUGAAUCGUUAACGCCUAGAGUUAAAAGAGAACCAGAACCAACGCCCAGUACUUCUGCGCAAGCCUCGGAGGAAACGUUCGCGCGGCCGCAUAGUAGACAAGGGAGCGAAAGUUUCAAGCAAGAUCAACUUCCAAAUUUACCGAGCGACAUCACCUUCGAGAUUUGCACCUCAUCGUCGUCCUCCUCGUCACCACCGCCAAUUGCAGCAGCCCCUCAGACGACUACCACGACGACGAUGACGAUGACGACGACGACGAGGUCGGAAGAUGAAAAUGUUUCCGAAUCGACGACGGGUGCUUUCAUCAAGUCUGAAAGAGUUGUCAGCGGGGUUCAUUUUCUCGACGAUCGUGAAGAAGAAAGAGGGGAAUUGUUAUUACCAAAAUCAGAAUCGGUUGACAGCGAACCGGAAGUUAGAAAACAGCUGCUGGAAUACCUCAUUCAAAACGACGGUUCCGUAGUCUGCAAGUGGUGCGGCGAGGUGCUACCGUCUCGAACCCGUUGGUACAGGCAUAAGUACAAGCUACACGUCUCCACCCAGGUCACUCAACCAGCACCGCUGUUUAAAUGCCACAGCUGUAAUGCCUACUUCAAAUCGCGGAAGGGUUACAUUGGUCAUCUGAGUGCGAGACAUUCCGAUAACGAGAACGACGAAAACAGAGAGGAACCGAGCAACAAGAAGACCAGGAAAACGACAGAUCAGAUCGGUAAAGGUCCAGAUUGGGAACAACAAAGAGAGAAGGAAGAAAAACUGGUAGCCGACAUAAUAGAUCGUGUAAAACGAGAAUGCGAAGCUCAAGGUGAAACAGUGACGAGGAGAGGCUAUUCAAGAAGAUCUACGGUCAUGAACAGCUAAGGCCAACCCCUUUCGUCCACUGAUAAUCUUCUUCCUGUGAUUCGGUUUGAAAGACCUCCAUGUUGUAUAAAGAAUAUCGAGGCAUCCUAUUUGAUCGAGCUUCUUCCUCGUUCAGCUCAUCUCGAUAGAUAGACACAAAUAUAUAUAUACACAUUACACAUUUAAAAAACAAGAAAGACACAUACACACACGUACCAAAGAUAUUCGAUUAGUUAGAGAAACUCGUUUUAACUCUGAUUAAAUCGAAUAAGAUUAUUAUUUUUUGUCGAUUUUUCUCGAAAGUAUCCUCGAAAGAUAAAAAAGAGGAUUUUUGUUCUCUCGUUAAUCAAUUCGUAUUGCCACAAUCAACUUUAGCAAUCAACGAGCAAUGAUUUUCUCUGUAAAUAGGAAAGAGAGACGUUGUGCGGACGAUGUUUUUAAAUAAUUGAGUUUAUUACUUGGGCGCCAUGGAUUCGAUACGAUUCACAAAAUGCGCUGCAAAAAAAAAACAAAAAAAAAGAAAAUGGAGGUAAAAUAUAAUUAAAAUAAUGAGCAAAGAGAACAAAUCUAAACGAAUGAUAAUGAGAAAGAGAAACAUUUAGUGCCAAAUAUAUGUAUCUUCCUGGACGUAAAACGCGUCGUCUAAUUUCGAAACAAAAACCGUUCUUAUAAUUACGAUUAUUAUUAUAAUAAUUAUAAAUUAAUUUUUUUUUUAGCGUUAUUAUUAUCGUUAAACAAAUAAAUAGCCUCUUUAUUAUGGGGCUGUGGCCAAAAAGAGAAAACAUAUUAAAUACGCGAGGUUGCGUUUGGUUUUCUUUUUCACUGUGUCUCGAUCGAUACGUAUCCUAGUUAAAAAAGAAACAAAAAAGAGAAAAAUCCGUAUGAAACGAUGUAAAUAGGAUGUUAAAUAGUCAGAAAUGUAAAACAAACAAACAAACAAACAAAAUGAUUAUGAUGAUAAUGAUGAUGUCUCUUUUCCUAAUACGGAGAGACUACUCUACGGUCAUAUUUCACUGUGCGAUCUACGUAUUUUAAAAACAAACAAACAAAAUC
Molecule: messenger RNA, 5130 nt
Organism: Polistes dominula (European paper wasp)
Lineage: Eukaryota; Metazoa; Arthropoda; Insecta; Hymenoptera; Vespidae
Product: zinc finger and BTB domain-containing protein ttk
Biological process (GO): regulation of transcription by RNA polymerase II
Cellular component (GO): nucleus
Molecular function (GO): protein binding
Source: RefSeq, a predicted model, not a curated record